Messenger RNA from Dentiscutata erythropus, 330 nucleotides. NCBI's taxonomy places the organism in Eukaryota, Fungi, Glomeromycota, Glomeromycetes, Diversisporales, Gigasporaceae. The record is from the annotation of a GenBank genome assembly.
AACGACAAUCUAACAAAAUUAACACCAAAAAUCAUUCUUAUAUUAUCACUUAUUGUUAUAAAUUUAAAUAUGCAAAACGAAAAAGCUAACGAAAAUAAAGAAAAUUUGAUACUUAGCUUAGAGACGCGCUGGGCUAAUGACUGGAGCCAAAAACGCAAAAAAUUAGCCUCAGAAACCAAUGAAGAACAUGAGGCACGCCUUGCUCACAGGCGUGAAACAUAUAGACAAAAAAAAGUAAAUAAAACUGAAGAGCAAAGAGCCAAUGCAAUAAAUAAAAACACAUCAAAUAAACGAAGAAUACAUGCCUUAACAAAUUCUUCAGAACCAUGA